UCUUGUCAUAAACACAAAUCCAAACAUGUCGUAUUAUUUGUGACUGAGAAAGAAUAGGUGUUUUUAAAAUUUUUGAGAUGAACUUAUAUUGUAAAUUGGGUCAAAUUAAUAUAAUUUAAACUAAAAAAAUUUUCCGUGAAAUAAAAAUUAAUAUAAGCGUCAGGUAGAAAAUAAAAGGCAUAGACAAAUAAAAUCAACGGGUCGGGCUUCAUUUAAAAAACAAAAAAAAAAAAUUGAUAUCGAGUGAAAAGUAAAAAAAAAGUAUAGGUGUACAGUUGGUAAUUAGGGGCACAAUUUUAUUGAAAAAAAAAAACACUCCAUAUAAGAACUUAUUUUCGAUAUUAGGUAAAAAUUCGUAGAUACACAGAAUAACAUAGGAGGAGAAUAGAGUGCUUUUGCUUUUGCAGUUUCUUGUGCUGAAGAUUUUUGGCAACCUGCGUGUAUUAUCAUUAUAUACACACAAGGACACCAACAACAACUUGUCAGUCGAUUGGAGGCACAAUGGAAAAUUUUGAUCAUCGGUUUCAACGAACUGAUCAGUGGAUGCCUGUUUAUUCCUGGUUAGAGACUCUAGACACGGAUGAGGUGGUUAAAUCAAAAGAAAUUAUAGACUGGCUUACUGAGAAUUCUGAUGUGAGAGAACAAUUAAAUUCAAGGCAUUCACGUUACCAUUUGAUGCAUUACAUAAAAAAAUGCCACAUGAAAAUUCUGAAGAGAAGGGAGAAGAAGAAGGGACCACAAUUCACCAAAACCGUGUCUGUGUUAGAAGUCAAGUCAAGUGAAAAUGUGGAGAAAGUUGUUCCACUUCAAACUGCAGACUAUAAUGCGAGCACCGCUGUACCUAAGGAGAGUGAACUCAAUAAAGCAAAGCAAACAGAAGCUUUGCGUAAAUAUGAGAUUCUAGUGGAGUUGGAGAAACAACUUUCGAUGCACUUGCCAAAGCCUGUUAACACAGGUGAUAAAGGAAACUAAUCACUGCACGGUCAACAUGCAGUCGCGCUGAUUUUGCACAUUUAAUUCAUGAAACGGCCAGGCUUGAUUCAAUUCAGUAGACCGAUUAAAAGGUGCGCAGAAUGAUGCAGUUUUGCAGUGUUGUGGAGUUUAUAUCUCUUUCCCUAUUCUCCCUCUCUCAAUUUCCCUUUCCUUGUGAAAUAUCCUUGAUCCUACGGUAAUGUAAGAAGUGUGUUAUCCUAAGUUAGCAACCAGUUCAUUCUCCAAUUCUCAUUUGUAUAAAAUUAAGUCUUGCUAGUUAUGAAUGUCCCAAAAAUAGUGGGAAUGAAAGACCUCUAUCAUUUA
This is a messenger RNA of Capsicum annuum, 1296 nucleotides long. RefSeq lists its product as uncharacterized. Lineage: Eukaryota; Viridiplantae; Streptophyta; Magnoliopsida; Solanales; Solanaceae. The transcript is spliced from 5 exons. The record is from RefSeq and is a predicted model, not a curated record. The coding region runs from base 502 to 972 and encodes 156 amino acids.